CACCUUCCAUUCUAUAGUAGCCUCGUAAAAUCGCCGUGGACUGAAUGAUUUAAUAUCGCAUCCAUCCAGUUUGCCCAGAGACACGGCACAAUUGUUCUAGCUUUAUUUAACGGGGACAUCGGCGUUUCGAGUGGAUUUGUUGUCGGUAGAUGAGUAAUUUGCGGUAAGCUGGACAGAGUUUCGAUGAAGAGUGCGCGAGAGCUGCGCGCGCUCAGCAGCAGCAGCAUCAUCAGCACCAACCUCGAGCUCAAAUCCAGCACAGCUCGCAUCUCACAGCAUCCUCUCCUCGCAUACAAACAGGAAAAAAAAGACAUUUGCAAAAAGUUUGAGGAUCGACUUAACGCUUGAGGAGUCAUUGUUUGGGGAAUGAUGUGGGGCGGAAGAGGAGCAGCCUGGCUGUGGAUUUGGACCUGUUUACUGGUCGUUAAUGUUCUGACUGGAAUAAGCUCCAGUCAGAAAGCAGAUGAGCAGAAAGACAACACAACAGUUUUCACCAGGAUUCUGGACAGUCUCCUUGAUGGCUACGACAACCGUCUGAGGCCUGGGCUUGGAGAGCGUGUAACUGAAGUCAAGACUGACAUUUUUGUGACGAGUAUUGGACCGGUCUCGGACCAUGACAUGGAGUACACCAUAGACGUGUUCUUCAGACAGAGUUGGAAAGAUGAGAGGUUGAAGUUCAAAGGUCCCAUGGCUGUGCUUCGCCUCAACAACCUGAUGGCCAGCAAAAUCUGGACCCCUGACACGUUCUUCCACAACGGCAAAAAAUCAGUCGCCCAUAAUAUGACCAUGCCCAAUAAACUGCUGCGGAUCACAGAGGAGGGAACUCUACUCUACACCAUGAGGCUUACGGUCAGAGCUGAAUGUCCCAUGCACUUAGAGGACUUCCCAAUGGACGCUCAUGCUUGCCCUCUCAAAUUCGGCAGCUAUGCGUACACAAGGGCUGAAGUGGUGUAUGUUUGGACACGAGGGGCAGCACAGUCAGUGGUCGUGGCAGACGAUGGGUCUCGUCUCAACCAGUAUGAUCUAAUGGGACAGACUGUGGACUCGGGUGUGGUGCAGUCCAGCACAGGAGAAUAUGUUGUAAUGAAAACACACUUCCACCUCAAGAGGAAGAUCGGUUACUUUGUCAUCCAGACAUAUUUGCCAUGUAUCAUGACGGUUAUCCUGUCCCAGGUGUCCUUCUGGCUCAACAGAGAAUCUGUCCCUGCCAGAACUGUGUUUGGAGUGACCACCGUUCUGACGAUGACCACCCUGAGUAUCAGCGCCAGAAACUCUCUCCCCAAGGUGGCCUAUGCCACAGCUAUGGACUGGUUCAUUGCUGUCUGCUACGCCUUCGUCUUUUCCGCUCUCAUUGAGUUUGCCACUGUGAACUACUUCACAAAGAGGGGUUAUGCCUGGGAUGGGAAAAGUGUGGUGCCAGAAAAGCAAAAGAAGAAGAAGGAGUCUUUACUGAAAAAGAACAACACCUACACUGCUGCAACAGCAACAACUUUUGCUCCAAACAUUGCCAGAGACCCUGGUUUGGCAACUAUUGCUAAAAGUGCCCCUCCUCCCCCAACCGAGCCCAAGGAAGAGCCCAAACCCAAGCCGCCCGAGGCAAAGAAAACCUUCAACAGCGUGAGCAAGAUUGAUCGGAUUGCCAGAAUAGCCUUCCCGCUCCUCUUCGGGACCUUUAACUUGGUGUACUGGGCGACUUACUUGAAUAAGAAACCCAAACUACAGGGCACCCAACAACCCCACUAAUUAUAUCUCCUUUUACAUUAUUUUAUCAUUAGUUUUUCUUAUAUUUCUUUACAACAAAAAAACAACAAAAAAGUGAAAACAAACUAUUUGUCUCGAAUUUGUUUCAAAGAUAGUCAAGUUCUCACUUUCAAGUUUGUGUCAACAUAUGUAACAUAUCUUCCUAUAUGAAAAAGAGAUGGUCUGCAUUAUGUACAAAACACUGCAUUGAAAGGGAACUCUAUAUACACACAGACACAGUGGGGUGAAUUCACUAAACAGUUGCACAACUUUUCCGCUCAGUAUUUCAGUGCAAAAACCUGCGUCUUUUUCACUAACCACAGCAAUCCAGUAUAACCAGGCACUACAUUUUCAGUAUUUAAGUCACUGUCGUUCUUUUCAGUGUAAACACGUCUUCUUUCUAUGUAAAUAAGGCUUAUUAUUAAUAUUAACAAUUUAUUCAUAAAAAAAUCAGUGCCGUUGCACUAUUACCACUCACUGAAAGCAAGAUGUAAAUGGUAUUUUAUUUUAUUUGUUUGUGCACCAAUUUUGUAACACUUUACAUUUAAGGAAUAUUUUGGGUUCAAUACAAGUUAAGCUCUAGUGAAUGGGGCCAAUUUUUGGAGGUAGAAAUGUUAAAGGUGCAAUUAGUCAAUUUUUCCCCAUCAAAAAAGUUGUACUCCUAAAGAAAUGAAGAGCAAUUUAGAAGCGUAUGCAUAAAAUCAUGAACACACAUGAAAUGAGAACUCCAGACAUAUCGGUAACCUCAUAAAAGCUGUUUUAUUCUACAUGGGGCGAGGGCGCCCUCAUGGGUGCAGCCAUUUUAGAAUCACAUGACCAGCUGAAUACUACUCACUAAAUCUCAGUAACCAUAUUGUUAUUGGACACUUUCAAUCUUGGAUUAAAUUAAUCAUGGCUGAUUGUGAAUAGUGAACUUCUACAAUGGCAUAUGUAACUGAAAACCAUUGAUUUUGAAUGAUGCUGUAUCCACACCACUAGGUGUCACUGUAAGUCCAAUAUAAUUCAAACAAAAUGUUUCUGAGUAUGCCUUUACGCUUGUAAAAACACUUCAAUUAGUUCUUCUGUUAAAAAUUGUGUGUUAUCUGAAUUGUAAAUAUUUGAGCUGUAAAGUUUAAAUCAUCAUUUACUGUCAUUUUGGGGUUUAAAGUUUUAUUAGAGUUAUGUCAUUAUUGCAACAAACUGUAAAAAUGUAACAUAACUUCACAUAGUAAAAGUAGUAAGCGAUUUUGACCCACUAAAAAUUUGUUAAUGAUUUCCAUCUUGUGGCAAUACUUUGAAAUCAUUGACUAUUUAGUGUAUUCAGGUUAGCCACAUUCACCAUUGUAAGUACCUCACCAUAACCCAUAUUCUUGCUUUUUGUAAAGAAAAGGAGGAACAAGCCGAAUUAUUUUAUUUUUUUGGUGGUAAUCAACAUUAUACCACGAAUGUGAUUAAUUGAGCUGAACAUGUAAUGAACCUGGAAUAUUCCUUUCCUAGAAUGUAACCUUUAUUAAGUUUAAUGAAGGGGUUCAUUAAUGAUGCAAAGUGCAGACCAGCACACUUCUGGCAUUUUAAAGAGUUGACAGUGGUGGAGUGAUGCUGUAUAGUCCCAGUAAAUUAUGGCAGAUUGCGGUAGUCUGCUGCAUUCUACACAAUCUAGCACUCAGAACAGUUGCAGCUGCUCAGAUGGGCAGCUGCAAUGUGCAAAUUGAGUUUAGCACAGAUUUUUCAGACUAAAACAUCAUUGACAACUUAACAGCGCUAUCAGUUCAUUCUUAGUGAAUUUUCCCAGCUGAAUCAUAUUCGAGAAACUGCUAUUCUGCAAACGCACAUAGUAAAAUGUUUUGCAUUACAUUAGCAUUGUACAUGGAAUAAGGUUGCAUGGAUGAAGCUUUUCUAUUUCAGCUUGAUUUGGACCUACCUACAACCAAGGUCAUGUUUCUCCAUUCUAGUCUAGUUUUCUGGAUCUUACAUUAUAUACAGUAUUAUAUUGAUAUGCUAAUAGGGUUUCAUUAAAAGCAAUAAAACAUGUCUCAGUGGAGAAGAAAAAAACAUUCAUUUACUCAUGGAUAUAUAAAAAAAAAAAGAGAAAUUAAAAACAAUCAAAGCGUAUAUCAUAAAGCAUACUAUUUAUUUUGUUGUCAUGUAAAUAUUAAAAAGUGUUUAGAGAAGUGAUUAUUAAUUUUGAGCUUUACUAAAUGUAACUACAAGGUAAAAACUCACAGUGGUUAACAAAGAGAGAUUGUGUUGUGUUUCAAGCUUUAUGGAAGAAUAGGGAUAUUCGGGUAUAGGUAUAAAUACAGUACACGUAUUAUUUAUUUAUUAAUUUCUUUUUGAACCACUAGAAACUUUUGGUGAUUAAACAUGUGCAGAUGUACAUAAAAUUAAAAAAAAAAACACACAUUUGCACUCUUCACAAACAUUUUCAAGAAUGGACAACAGUAGAUACUUAGAAAGAAUGUAAACUAACGUCUUGAUGUUGGAAUGCAUUUUUAUAUUUAGCAUUAAAUAAUUAUUUAUUCUGUAUUUUGGUUAGUGGUUUUGUGACAAAUAUUAUGGUUGGCGCACAAUGCAUAUAAAGAAUACUGGCACUAGAGUUAUGUUUUAUGUGCUACUUUUUGCUAGCAUCACAUUUGGGUAAAAGAAUUGCUCAGCCAAAAAAUUAAAACUCGGUCAUAAUUUUCUGACCCUCCCAAAUGACUUUAUUUCUACAUGGAACAAAAAUAUAUUUUGAAGAUUGUGCUGUUUACUCUUGCCCUUGUAAUUACAAAGGAAUGGGAAAUGAAGCUUUCAAGCUUCAAAAAGGAUACAAAAGUAUCUAAAGUAUCCUAAAAGUGCUCGAUUUGACUUGUGAUGAGGCAUAUGAUAGCGUUUAAAAGAGUGCAAGCUGUUGAACCAAAUUAUUUUUAUUCAACGGCAAUUUAAGCCAACCAGUUGAACCAAAUCCCUGUAAAUGUUCCCCUCCAUUGGGCUGUUAACCAGUGCAAUUCAUUAAAAAAAAUCACUCUGAUGUGCGUUUCCUGUACAAUGAUGUAACUCACUGCUUACCCAUCAUAGAAUGUUGCAUCGUUGGAGAGAUUAUCUAGCUAGUCACGACUGUUUUCCAAAACCAUAGUGACUAUGUCACAUAUCCAUUGUUCAAACCACGAUGGUUCAACAUUAUAUAGUUGUCAAUAUGAUGUUAAACAGAGAGUGGAGUAAUAAGUUGCAUGGAUAUUAAUUUAUAAAAGCUCAUUUCACGUACACCAGAAAGACAUUUAAUGUGAGAAAGCUGCAGAAAACACCAAAGUGGUGAUGCAUCAGACACAUUGCUCUCUAAAUAGUUGGGUUUCCCUCUAUAUCAAACUAUGGGGUUCCCCCGACGCACUUGAGCACAUACUGUACGCACAUACACACUCUUUAAAACAUAUAAACGGCACUUAUGCUUUAACAUAAACACAUAAAAGCCAUGUUCUCCAACAGAAACUGCGUUUGAUAAAACGCUUUCUCUUAACAGCCUUUAAUCCUUGCACUCACGUUUAAGUGAUGUUUCAGAAUGUCACUUUCUGCAAAACCCCGGAAUAAGUUGUUUUCUUAAAUGCGUGUAAUCGUGGUCAAAGUGAUGACAGAAUGAAAGAGAUAUAUGUAAUGAAAGAUAUAGAAGCCUCAGCAAAGUCAAAUGAUGGCCACACUAGAGGUCUGCAUGGGCCUUAAAAUGAAACCUGAACACGACCCGUACCCAAGACCAUGUACCCGAACCUACCCAGCCUGAAUGAUACCUUCAGAUUUUAAACCAGACCCGAACAUGAAAUUGCUUACUAUCUAAUUUCUUCUCCUACCAAGUACUGUUGCAAUAGGCUGCAUUUGAUGUAAGCAUAUAGGCAACAUUCGCAGCAGUACUGAAACAGUAAAAAUACAGUUUUUACAAGGCACAGCAACCCCUUAGUACACCAGAGCAGAAGGAUAAAAAAGACAUUUAUUACCAUUUAUGUGCUGAAACUUGGUGCAGAACAAUCUGGAAUAAUAUGAAACACUGCAACAGUCCACUCUAUGCAGUCUUAACUUGUUUAGAAUGUUGAAUCUUUUUGACAACUGCGCUGAAACCAAUCUAGAUGCAGCGCAAAGAAUGAAACAGAGCGCAGGUGUCUCAACAUACAUUUUUGACAAUUUGAAGUUCUUUUUACUUGACAAGGUGUUUAAAAUAUGCCGGACCUGCAUGAGACGCUGAAGAAAAAGCGAGACACUGUGCAAAUGUCAAAGAUAUUCAUUCAGCAUGUAUUUAAACAAUCAGAAAACAGAACAGACACGUGCUGUAUGAAUGGCCCCUCGUCCAGUCGCACUUGUCUGUGAGUGAGAGUAUGUGCGCAAAUCAAUUCGGUAAGCCUGUUUAUUUUUUCAUUCAUUACAAACCCCAACCUAAAGUCCUACUUGAAAAACUGACCCGCCGGGCCAGAGUCGGGUUGUAGACCUCUAGUCAACACAGUAAACUAACAAGGAGCUAUGUUUCUAAACACAGGUAAAGAGCUGUAGCUCCAACCACACAACUUUGCUAUGCUGUUUGCAAAUAAUCGUUGGAUGAACUAUUUUGAUAAAGAUGAAAUUUGAUACCAUAGAUUAAUUCACGAAUGAGCUACUCCAUGCUAUCACUAUCUCAAGAUCGCCCCAAGAGGAGUUAGGACGGAUGUCAAAAUGUUAGUAAAAAACGUCUUAAAUUUUCAUCUGUUUCAAACACAAAGCAAUCAAGUGGUUCAUAAGACUUGAAUAUUGAGCAUAAAUCACAUUAACCAUUUUUAAAUACCUUAAAGUGAUUUAACAUCCUUUUUUAAGCUUAAAAGCUUCAGUUCCCGUUCAAUGUAAUUACAUGGGAAGGAGUGACCAGCAUAGUCUUCAAAAUUGUUCUUUUUGUGUUCCACUUUUGAAAGUGAUACAGGUUUGGGAUGACAUGAAAGCGAGUAAAUGAUUUUCAUUUUAGGGUGAACAUUCCUUUAAGCAAGUCAUGACCACUCAAGAGUUGUGCCUUGUCUAUAUUGUCUAUUGUCUACCAUUUGAAAGGGCUCAGUAGAAGGCACGCUCAUCUCAGAUAUUUGUUGGUUGGAUUUAGCUGGGCAACCUUUUCAAAAAAAUCACUCAGAAAGUACCAGCCACACUGCCUUUGUCUAACAUGCCAUUAGAAAGUAAGCCUAUCCCAUUCCAGACAUGUUUGUAAAUGCUUGUUAAUGACAACAAAUGGAAUACGCGUAAAUAUGUCCUGUACUGCUAUAACAAUGCCAAAUUCCUUUAUGUCUGAGGCGUGAUGUCAUUUGCUAUUCAAACACCUAUUGAAAAGAAACCAAACUUGUAAAGAAUAUCCUCUCUAAAUUUUGGACUCUGAGAGACAGAGUUUCCUCAUAUUUAUACAUUACAUUUAUGUUGCAAUAUAGAAUAGAAAGGGCUUUUAUGUGAUCGAAAAAACAAGGCUCACUUAUUGUCAAUCUGUGUUGCUUUUCUUGGUAUCUUUCUGUAUGCAUAAAUGUACAAAGCUCUUGUCCUUACAAGUGGCAUUGUGUGAUCAUCAUUUUUCUUUUCUUUUUUUUUCAAAGUGAUGAAUACAUAUCCACAAAUUUUAGAAAUGGGUGUCUUUGGGGUCUGCCAUUGGACAAGGACAUUUCUGGUGGAACAUCUGUACAACGCAGCUAAAUUUAACCCUUUUUAUUUGAUUCUUUUAAAUACGUUUUUGAUCGCAUCUAGGAAUUUGCUGAGUUUGGGCUGACGUGACAAAGACCGGAAAGGUGUACUCUGGGAUAUUUGUGAAUAACAGUAUGCAAAUGCAAAGUGAUGAGACUGCCAAACUUUUGUCAAUGUGGUACAAUUAUGAGUUCAUUGAGAUCUCAUAUCUUGUAUUGAUGUUAAAAAUUCGAACAAAAUUAGAAGUAUAUAAUGUUUAUAUAUAUAUAUAUGCACAUACAUACAUGUAGAUACUGCAUAUAUACAUGUUCCAUAAUACUUGUUCUAAAGAUGUUACACUUUAUUUGUACCAACCUCUUGUAAUGCAUUUUGCACAUUUUAGGCAUAUUUGACAUUUAUGUAGUCAGCUUUAUGCUAUGCAACAACAGCUUUGAACCAUAUAAAUUAGCUUUUCACCCCACAUCACUGUCUUUAAUAUUUUCAACAUAUUGUAAAAAGCUCAAGUCGUUUAUGAAUUAUGCACCCUACUUAGUUAUUUUUUUCUCCAUCCUUUUCUGAAUGGCGAAACAUCCACAGCUAAGGACUGAUGGUUCAGAUAUGAGAUAUUACAUUUUAGUGACAUGGCAAUAAGGAAAUAACGUAGAGAAAAACACAUUAAGUUGUCCUAUUAAAUCAUUUUAUUUCUACAACAUCUAAUUGGAAUAUUCAGAUUGUUUAUGCAUUUAAUAUGUGUUAACAAAUUAUUAAAUAAUUUAGGAUUUUUAUUUUAUUUAUUUAUUUGUAUUAUUAUGGUCAAUUAUAGCACUUCAUAUGCAUUCCAGAUUGUAAUUUGACUCACAUUGCAUUGGAAAAAUUAAAUACAAUUAUUUUCAAAGCUAAAAUUAUGCUUGGCAAGAUUUAAAGUACCAACAAACUUUGAAGAAGGAACAUUUGCUAACAUGGACACAGACACAAACAUACUUGCGCUCAAGACCAGGGUUUGGGUAUGAUUUCUUCUGUACUGUAUACACUGGGUAAAGGUCCUUGUAAAUGUUUGCUUUCUUAAUGUUAAUGCCCUGUAGGAUUUUAUUAUUUUCAUUGGUCAUAAAAUUUAAUAAAAUUAAAUUGAAUCAUAUAAAAUUGUAUCCAUGUUUUGUCAUUUGUUAAUGUUGUUG
This is a messenger RNA of Xyrauchen texanus (razorback sucker), 8516 nucleotides long. Its product is annotated as gamma-aminobutyric acid receptor subunit alpha-1-like. The transcript has 10 exons. NCBI's taxonomy places the organism in Eukaryota, Metazoa, Chordata, Actinopteri, Cypriniformes, Catostomidae. Gene Ontology annotation, biological process: nervous system process; chloride transport; monoatomic ion transmembrane transport. Gene Ontology annotation, molecular function: transmitter-gated monoatomic ion channel activity involved in regulation of postsynaptic membrane potential; benzodiazepine receptor activity; GABA-gated chloride ion channel activity. The coding region runs from base 367 to 1743 and encodes 458 amino acids. Gene Ontology annotation, cellular component: GABA-A receptor complex; dendrite membrane; synapse. The record is from RefSeq and is a predicted model, not a curated record.